CACCCCCAACCCUCCUUCCCCCCACCACCAACCUCCUCCUCCUCAUAUAAGCACUCCAGCCCCUCUCCUCAGUUUCAUCACAGCCUUGACAUCAUACAACUCAUUUUUUCUCACUCCAAACCCUCAUUAAAAUUCGACACAACAUGUGCAACUCCAAGAUGAAAUCAAGCCAUGCCAAUGCCUUGGCCGAUGUUGCCAACAUCAACGGCAGGCCGGUCCUUCAGCCCACCUCCAACCGGGUUGCAACCUUAGAGCCCAACAAACCCGUGAAGAAAUCUCUCCAAAGAUCCUUAUCUUCUCCCAUGUCCAUCACUGUCACCAAGACCACUGCCAAAGUCACGACUCUGCCAAUAUCUCCCAAGCCUAAACCCAUCAAGAGAGCCAAAGACACCUACAGUCCAAAUUCUAGCACUGAGAAGCCCAUUAUCCCGAAACCAACUGUGAAUCCAGUUCCAGUGAUUAGAAAGAAAUCGAAGACAUUAGAAACAUCAUUGAGCUUCAAGAAUGAUUCCACUUCUUAUGAAUCUUUGUUGGUGGAUAGAGCUCCUGGGAGCAUUGCAGCUGCACAAAGAGAGCAGGCUUCAGUAAUGCAAGCACGACGCAAGAUGAAGAUUGCUCACUAUGGAAGGACGCCGGAAAAGCUCGAGAAGAUUGCUCCGGUUAUCGACAUAACAGAUUCUGAGGCUGCUGAUAGCCAAGAAGAAAAGAGAUGCAGCUUCAUUACACCGAAUUCAGACCCUCUGUAUGUUGCCUACCAUGAUGAGGAGUGGGGAGUGCCAGUUCAUGAUGACAAGAUGCUGUUUGAGUUAUUAGUUUUAUCAGGGGCUCAAGUUGGCUUAGAUUGGACCACCAUAUUGAAGAAAAGGAAUGAUUUCAGGUCAGCUUUUGCUGGAUUUGAUGCAGAUGUCGUUUGCAAAUUCACAGAGAAGCAAAUAGCAUCAAUCAGUUCAGAUUAUGGACUUGAUUUGGGCAGGGUACGAGGAGUUGUAGACAACUCUAACAGAAUCCUAGAGGUUAGGAAGGAAUUUGGGUCACUAGACAAAUACCUAUGGUGUUUUGUUAACCAUAAGCCCAUAUCAACCAACUACAAGUCAUGCAGAAAAAUCCCAGUAAAGACCUCCAAGUCCGAGAUGAUAAGCAGGGACAUGGUCCGCCGAGGCUUUCGCUUUGUGGGCCCGACUGUGAUCCACUCCUUCAUGCAGGCCGCCGGCCUCACCAACGACCACCUCAUCUCCUGCCGCCGCCACCUCCAUUGCUCAUCCUAAUACUAACCAAAAGACUUUAUAUGCUUAGCUACGUACUUACUAGUUGGUUUUACUCUUAAUACUUUGGAUUGGUUGUAUAGUGUUUACUAAUUUUUUUUCCAGUUUGGGCAUUUUAA
Asparagus officinalis (garden asparagus) is the source of this 1381-nucleotide messenger RNA. RefSeq lists its product as uncharacterized. The coding region runs from base 144 to 1265 and encodes 373 amino acids. The transcript has 5 exons. NCBI's taxonomy places the organism in Eukaryota, Viridiplantae, Streptophyta, Magnoliopsida, Asparagales, Asparagaceae. Gene Ontology annotation, biological process: base-excision repair. Gene Ontology annotation, molecular function: DNA-3-methyladenine glycosylase activity. The record is from RefSeq and is a predicted model, not a curated record.